Messenger RNA from Aspergillus fijiensis CBS 313.89, 948 nucleotides. Its product is annotated as alpha/beta hydrolase. The record is from RefSeq and is a predicted model, not a curated record. Gene Ontology annotation, cellular component: cytoplasm; nucleus. Bases 187 to 948 code for a protein of 253 amino acids. NCBI's taxonomy places the organism in Eukaryota, Fungi, Ascomycota, Eurotiomycetes, Eurotiales, Aspergillaceae. The transcript has 3 exons.
AUGCGAUUUUCAGGGACGAUCGUCAUGGGCAAACCUAAAGACCAAGAGGGAUGGAUCUUUGGCUGCUCAGCUGCGAGGAAAUACAUAUAUAGCCGACUCGUUCUUCAAAAAGGUGGUCUGUGGGAUAUCCAGCAUUCGAUUUCCCCCGCUUGAGAUAGUGCUUGUUGCGAGUCUGGCGCUGUCAAUAUGUAUCUCGACACACCUUUGCAGACGCCGCGCAAAGCGAAGAUCUUGAUGCUUCACGGCACAGGACAAUCCGCCCACACCUUCCAGAGCAAGAUGCGGUAUCUCCACGAGCCCAUCGCGCGAGCCCUCUCCGCCACCUCCAUGCAGCAUGAGAGCCUCUAUCCCGGGGGCGUGGAGUUCUUCUAUCUGGACGGCCCGAUCCCUGCCUCCUCGAUCGACGCCUGCGACGAAACCUACAUGAAGCCCAACCGACUGCCCGACAGCUGGCUCUGGGGCUACGGCGACCCCGAGACCUCCGAGCUCAAGGGCCUCGAGCACACCUGGAAGCGGCUGGCGAAUGUCCUGACGGAACACGGGCCGUUCGUCGGCGUCAUCGGCUUCUCCGCCGGGGCCGCGUGGUCCGUCAUCCUGACUGCCUUGCUGGAGCAGAACAGGAAGAACCCUUACUUCCAAGUUAACCACCCACCCAUGCACUUCUGCAUCGCCUUCUCGGCCUUCAUGUUCGAGCACCGCACGUACGAGUGGAUCUACGCGCGGCGGAUCCAGACACCCGUGCUGCACUUCAUCGCCGCCCUCGACACCUGGGUCUCGGAGCGUCAGUCGCUGAAGCUGGUCGGGCGGUGCGCCAACGCGCAGGUGGAGUACUUCCAGGGGUCGCACUACAUCCCCCGCGGACCGCGGAUCAGGGAACUGGUGACCAGGUUUAUUCGGAGGACGGGCGGUGGGGUGGGCGAGGUGGACGGGGGCUGCAUUGGCGUAUAG